Messenger RNA from Westerdykella ornata, 1840 nucleotides. RefSeq names its product putative diphthamide biosynthesis protein Dph2. Bases 20 to 1759 code for a protein of 579 amino acids. The record is from RefSeq and is a predicted model, not a curated record. NCBI's taxonomy places the organism in Eukaryota, Fungi, Ascomycota, Dothideomycetes, Pleosporales, Sporormiaceae. The transcript has a single exon. Gene Ontology annotation, molecular function: 2-(3-amino-3-carboxypropyl)histidine synthase activity. Gene Ontology annotation, biological process: protein histidyl modification to diphthamide.
CGAGGUGCAACUACAAAACAUGGCAGCAACAGCGCUGGAGAGUGCACCAGUCCUAUCUACACCCGAUACGCAUAUCUUCGAAGAUCCGACGCCCACAGUAGACGUUUCCAGUCUCCCACGGCUCUCAGAUGAACAAGUAGCCCUCACUUAUGAGAUUGAACGUACGGUUCGAGAGAUACGGGAGGGAAGAUGGAAGAGAAUAGCAUUGCAGUUUCCAGAUCAUAUGCUCGUAGAUGCGCCCAGGGUGUACGAACAACUGAAUAAAGCGUUGGAGAAAGCACGGAAUUCCUCGAAUGGUAUUCAAACGCCAUCGGUACUGCAAAACGGGAACGUUGCGGACGAGCUGGCCUCGGGAAUUCAAGCUGCGUCUUUGCAAGAGAAGGAAGAAGUUGAAAGGCUUUUCAUAUUGGGCGACACAUCAUACGGCGCCUGCUGCGUAGACGAGGUGGCAGCGGAACAUGUGGACGCGGAUGUCGUCGUCCACUACGGGAGAUCGUGCCUCUCGCCGCCGUCCCGCCUACCGGUCAUAUACGUCUUCACGGAACGGCCUCUGGAUCUGGACGCCGUAAUCACGACAUUCCAAGAAACAUAUCCAGACAAGGACCAGAAGAUUAUUCUCAUGGCAGACAUACCCUACUCGCACCACAUCCCAACACUGCACGCCCGCCUCCAAUCCUCCGGUUACACUCACAUCUACCCAACCGAAAUCAUCCACAACCCCUCCUCCCUCCUCCCCAACCGAACCACACCUCCCGAAGUCGCCGACUCCAAAGAGGCCCUCCGCCCUUACCACCUCUUCCACAUCUCCACCCCACCAACGUCCCUCCUCCUAACCCUUUCCUCCCGCCUCUCCGCCAUCCACAUCUACCCCACCGACACCCCCUCCCCUUCCGCCCUCCCAGCCUCCACAGCCAUGACGCUCCGCAGACGCUACGCAAUCAUAACCUCCCUCUCCUCAGCCCCCAUCUUCGGCAUCCUCAUCAACACCCUCUCCGUGAAAAACUACCUGCACAUCCUCUCGCACGUGCAAUCCCUGAUCGCCGCCGCGGGCAAGAAAUCCUACACCUUCGUCGUCGGCAAGGUGAAUGCCGCCAAGGUGGCCAAUUUCUCAGAGGUCGCGGGUUGGGUCGUGAUUGGCUGCUGGGAGAGCAGUCUGAUGGAGAGUAAGGAGUUUUGGAAACCGAUUAUCACGCCGUUUGAGUUGGAGAUGGUGUUGAUGGGGGAUGAGGAGCGCGUGUGGACGGGGGAGUGGGAGGCGGAUUUUCAGAAGGUGUUGGAGGGGAAGGAGAGGACAGUUGCUGGGAAGGACGAGCCGGGGGAGAAGAAAGAUAAGGUUGAAGGGCGGGUCCAGGACGAAGAUGGCAAUGAGGCGAAUGAUGCGGGAGACUAUGAUUCAGAAGAGGAAUCCGCGCCGCCCGAGUUCGACCUUCGCACUGGCCGCUACGUCUCGCAUUCCCGCCCAAUGCGGUCCUCAACGGCGCCCAAGAACGAGCAGGGGGAAGGCGGCCAGGGUUCUUCUGCAAAAUCGAACAGCACCGCGCUGGCAAAGCGUGCAAACGGCGACGUAGCACAUGUUGGAGGUGUAAUUUCUCCCGGAGCUGAGUUCCUACGCUCUCAGCGCACCUGGCAGGGCUUGGGUAGCGACUUCGAUGUCGUGCCUGAGGACGGUACGGGUAAUGCGAAUGCUGCGCAAAUGGAGGAAGGGAGGAGGGGUAUAGCUAGGGGAUAUGUUGUUGGCGAGAACGGCUCGACGCACUAGAUUCCCAAGGAUAGUGAUGUUGUUGUUGGAAGGAAUUUCGAAUCAGACCAUUCUCACUGCCAUAUAACAAACAUGCUGAAC